AUGGGUGUCCCAUUCGAGGCUCUGCUGCCCUAUGCCAUUAUGACGGGUUUCUUCGCAUUCAGCGCCGUAUCUGUCGGAAAGCUCAAGGAGAUCCAGAACGGAGGAAAGAAGACCAGGAGGGGUAUCGAUCAAUGGGACAGGACAGACAAGCCGAUUGCCCCGGAAGGCUUCGAGCUCAACAACCCAUGGAGGUGCGAGAAGCGAUUCCUCUAG
Molecule: messenger RNA, 213 nt
Organism: Alternaria ventricosa
Lineage: Eukaryota; Fungi; Ascomycota; Dothideomycetes; Pleosporales; Pleosporaceae
Exons: 4
Coding region: 1-213 (70 amino acids)
Source: RefSeq, a predicted model, not a curated record